Messenger RNA from Paecilomyces variotii, 333 nucleotides. RefSeq lists its product as hypothetical. Gene Ontology annotation, cellular component: mitochondrial matrix. The transcript has a single exon. The record is from RefSeq and is a predicted model, not a curated record. Bases 1 to 333 code for a protein of 110 amino acids. Gene Ontology annotation, biological process: mitochondrial proton-transporting ATP synthase complex assembly. Lineage: Eukaryota; Fungi; Ascomycota; Eurotiomycetes; Eurotiales; Thermoascaceae.
AUGUCUUCGAACCACGCAUUUCAAGCUCGCUCCCUCUACAGGGCUCUUCUCCGCGAACUCCCGCCGCGUCCACUGUCAAAGCCCUCGCCUCUCCAGAGCCGUCUUCGAGCACUAUUUCACCCAUCGGCUGCUCCGCAAGAAAGCGACGCGGCGCUCCAGCAGCUCGAAGAAGCAGACCAAUUCAUCCAGUAUGCUCGCGCGCAGAGGACAUAUGCUACGCUCCUCGAUCGGUAUAAUCCGGGUAUGAACAUGGACCAGGAAGAGAGGGUACGCUUGACGGCGCGGAGGGUUGGGUUGGAUUUGCCUGUCGAAAAUGAGGAGAAUAAGAAAUAA